This is a messenger RNA of Drosophila novamexicana, 975 nucleotides long. RefSeq names its product protein zerknuellt 2. Gene Ontology annotation, cellular component: nucleus. The coding region runs from base 7 to 975 and encodes 322 amino acids. Gene Ontology annotation, biological process: regulation of transcription by RNA polymerase II. The record is from RefSeq and is a predicted model, not a curated record. The transcript is spliced from 2 exons. Gene Ontology annotation, molecular function: DNA-binding transcription factor activity, RNA polymerase II-specific; RNA polymerase II cis-regulatory region sequence-specific DNA binding. NCBI's taxonomy places the organism in Eukaryota, Metazoa, Arthropoda, Insecta, Diptera, Drosophilidae.
AGCAAAAUGAACAACAAUAUCAAUACAAGUGAAUCGUAUAUGAUGAGCGCUGCGGACCACAACGACUAUGUGAUGAACUCUGCUACAGUCUACUCUACUCAGUCGCAAUCUUGCGAAUCCCUCUGCGCUCCAGUCGCCAACAAGUGCAAGCGUUCACGCACCGCAUUCACGAGUCAUCAGCUGCUGGAACUGGAGCGAGAGUUCAAUGAAAAUAAAUAUCUGGGCAGACCGCGUCGCAUAGCUAUCGCUCAGCGUCUGCAGCUAACCGAGAGACAAGUGAAGAUUUGGUUCCAGAAUCGGCGCAUGAAAAGCAAGAAACAGGCUAACAGGCAGCUGACCCGCAAAGGAUUGUUAAUUUGUGCUCCAGCUCAAGCCGUGAAUCAUUCGGAGCCAGAGCUCAGCGAGCAUGAGCUGAUAGUUGAACGUCUAUUACAAUACGUUAGCGGAGGCCAACAACCAGAGCCAUUUGAGCAGUGUGGCCAGCAAUAUAACUUUGGAAUAUGGGAGCAGGAUCAGUUCGAUUUAAAUGCCGAUAAGUUCCCUGAACCAAAUAAUGAUCGUCUACCAAGUACAAGUCCCGAGAUUACUUGUGUUGACAUGUGGCAAAACAGUUGGUUCAGCACUGAGCUUUUGGAUGGUAGUACAGAGACGAAAGACGUACAGGAAUUUCCACACAUCAAUCAGUUAAUUGCUGACCCAUCGAUAGAUCAGCAGCUUGGCUGGAAUUCGAGCAGCUCAAUGGCCACAUCUGCAUCCUCGUCCACCGCCUCCUAUGAUUCCUUUGAACCAUUCGAUAUUGGCCUGCAGGAAUUCCAAACUAUCGAUCAGUUCAAUACUGCUCCAAUUGCCGAACAAAAAUGUAGUUGGGAUUCGAGAGGCUCGAUGGUAUCCACAUCCACAGCUUCUUAUGAUUCCUUUGAUGUAGACUUCGAUUUUUUACAGAAUUUAUUAAACACAAAAGAGAUCAUAAUUUAA